This is a messenger RNA of Cicer arietinum (chickpea), 1687 nucleotides long. RefSeq names its product endonuclease III homolog 1, chloroplastic. Gene Ontology annotation, biological process: base-excision repair, AP site formation; nucleotide-excision repair; base-excision repair. Gene Ontology annotation, cellular component: chloroplast nucleoid; nucleus. Gene Ontology annotation, molecular function: oxidized pyrimidine nucleobase lesion DNA N-glycosylase activity; DNA-(apurinic or apyrimidinic site) endonuclease activity; 4 iron, 4 sulfur cluster binding. The record is from RefSeq and is a predicted model, not a curated record. NCBI's taxonomy places the organism in Eukaryota, Viridiplantae, Streptophyta, Magnoliopsida, Fabales, Fabaceae.
UAAUGAUUCAAUUAUCACACAAGAACCUAAAUUUGAAUUUCACAGUUGAUUUGAGGAUUUCGUUGGUGUUUUUGAGACGAGGCAUUUUGAAUGAACCGUGAAUUAAUAAACAGCAUGGUUCCGAUACACAUAUCUAAAAUGAAAUGUUAGUCUUUCCUUCUUCUUGGAGAAACGAAGUUGUUACGAUCAGCACCAUGUCUGAGAAAACACGUUCCUUUCACAAAUCUCCUCUCUCCAAUCCCUCUUCCGUCAAACCCUCCGACUCCACAAACGACGCUUCAGUGUCCCACCAACAAGUAACUCGUGUCUACGUUAGAAGAAAUAAUAGUAAUAAUAAUAAAAGAGCCAAAGGAAUCACCACAACCAAACUUCAACAAAACCACCAUCUACCCCCAACUCAAACUCACAAAAAGUUUGGUGGUUUACCUGAAAUUGAAGAUUUUGCAUAUAGAGGACCAAAUGAAUUGACUCAGUUUAGAAAAUCAGAAAUUAGCUCAGAUGUGAUUGUGAAACCAGCUGAAGAAAGUGAAGUUGCUUCUGCAGCACACAGAAGUGAAUCCCCUGCCGACUGGGAAGAGACGCUUGAAGGUAUUCGCAAAAUGAGGUGUUCUGCGGAUGCACCGGUAGACACUAUGGGAUGUGAGAAAGCUGGUUCUACACUACCUCCUAAGGAAAGAAGAUUCGCUGUCCUGGUAUCUUCCCUUUUAUCAAGCCAAACCAAGGAUCAUGUUAAUCAUGGAGCAAUCCAACGUCUUCUUCAAAAUGAUUUGCUUACUCCUGAUGCAAUCAACAAUGCUGAUGAAGAAACCAUCAAAAAGUUGAUCUACCCUGUUGGGUUUUAUACAAGAAAAGCCACAAACUUGAAAAAAAUAGCAAAUAUUUGUCUGAUGAAGUAUGGUGGAGACAUACCUAGCACACUUGAGCAACUACUCUUACUUCCAGGCAUAGGUCCUAAGAUGGCUCACUUGGUUAUGAAUGUUGCAUGGAACAAUGUCCAAGGGAUAUGCGUCGAUACUCAUGUCCACCGCAUUUGCAAUCGGCUAGGUUGGGUGUCAAGAUUAGGCACAAAACAGAAAACUUUGACACCUGAAGAGACAAGAGAAUCACUGCAAAGGUGGCUUCCAAGGGAAGAAUGGGAUCCAAUAAAUCCUCUAUUGGUAGGAUUUGGACAGACAAUUUGUACACCUCUAAGACCUCGUUGUGGAGAAUGUGGUAUAAGUCACUUGUGUCUGUCAGCGUUCAAGGAGGCCUCAGACUCGAGCUCAUUUUCCAAGUCCACAAAGUCCCGAAGGAACAAGAAGCUUUAACAAAUGGGAAAAACUUUCUCCACCCUCCAAUAUAAGUUUGGAUGUACACAUAUGAAACAAUACUUAAUUUUGUGUCGUUUGAGACAAUUUAUGCUGAUUGGAAUUAUGUUUCUGAAAACCAUAGAGAUCUUUUUAGAAACGGGGAGGGGUGAGAAGUAGCACACUUAACAAAUUAGAUUAGAUUUUCUUUUUGGUUGGAUUGAAGUCACCAUUAUCUAUUUUCACAUGUAAAUACAAGUAUGCAUGUGACUAUGAUUGGAUUAUUACUAAUUUGGCUAACAUUGUAUACAGCCACACAUCUAAAGAUGUGUAUUUUGUAGAAGAAAAAUGCUUGUAUGCAACCUUGUUUUGAUGCUGAAACUUGAUUUUUUUUAUGUACA